Stylonychia lemnae is the source of this 2706-nucleotide messenger RNA. Lineage: Eukaryota; Ciliophora; Spirotrichea; Sporadotrichida; Oxytrichidae. The record is from the annotation of a GenBank genome assembly.
AUGGAAGCCUAUGUUUGGGAUAGAGAUUCACAUGGACUAUACGAUUAUGAGAGUAUGCUUGUGAGAUCUGAGAUGAUGGUGAAGGCAUUAGCUCCUAGUAUUGAAAUAUCUGAAAAAGACCAAAGUCUAGCCUCAGUAGUGUUCAAAUAAUAGCAAUACUGGCUUUAUCACUGCAAAUCAUUGAAGGAUGACUCAUUUAAAAACCACGCAGAACAUGUUUGGAGGAUAGUUAAAUUCGCUACACACUAAGGAAAGCAAAAUCAAUUCAGAGUCAAAUAAGGUGAUCUUAUGAAGUUCGGUAGAGUGAGAUUUUUCAUAAAGAAGCUCGUUAUUGACACAGAUGAUAUUGUUGAAAGUGCUGCAGAUGAGAUUAAUGACAUGUAGAGCUUUACCAAUAAACCGCAUAGGACCUAAUUAGACGGGACAUAAAAUCGGAUACCAACGACCUUAGAAUGCGAUAACUAUAGUUAGCUUUAAAUAAAUCAGCAUAACAUGAAUACUGAUCCAGAAACAAGGAUGACAAUGAAUUUCAAUAGAGAGACACCGGGAUUCGAUAAUAGACCUUUUGAACUAGAAUAAAUAUAAUCAAUUAAGCAGCAUGAGAUUUGCUUAUCAGAGGAAGAAGAUAAAUCAAAGCUUAGUAAUCCACUUAUAAAUCCAUGCUCUUGCACGGGUUCUAUGAAAUUCAUACAUUUGAUGUGCUUGAAAGAAUGGCUUGAAGGCAAGAAACAUAUGAAAGAAACGACUAUAGUAAAUUCUUACAUCUGGAAAAAUCUUGAAUGUGAGAUAUGCAAAACAUAGUAUCAAGAAAGUACAACUUUAAAUGAUGGGAGAGUAGUUAGUUUAUUACAGUAUGAUAUUCAUGAGGAUGCAAAGAGUUACAUGAUAAUUGAGAGCGUAACUAACACUACUUCAAAGACAAUCCACGUUAUUAAUUUUAGCGAAAAAAGGAAAAUCAAAGUGGUAAGGAUACUUAAGUUCAUAUAUUAGGGAAGAGGACAAAAUGCUGAGGUAAGAAUUACAGAUAUUAGUGUCAGCAGAAUUCAUUCAAUUAUGAGAAUGAAUAAAGCAGGUGAGAUAUAUCUUGAAGAUAAUGAAUCUAAGUUCGGGACUCUGGCUCUGCUUCGUGAAAUUACUCCCUUAAAGAUAAAUUUACCUUUAUUCUUACAAAUCGGAAGAGUUGUGAUGGGUGUAUAUGCUGUAAAUCGCUUUUCAUGCCUUUAAAGAUGCCUUGGAUUAUCUAAUAAUAAAAAAGAUAAAUACUUGUCGUUUGAAGAAUUUUAGAAAUUUAUACCAUCAGAAUUCACUGAGUUGUUUGAAGAUGUAAAAGCUAAAAAUGGCAAAUAGCUUAAUCAAUCAAGAAUUAUAGAUUAGGAGACUAACUAAAAUACUUCGUUCGCAUUGAAUAACUAAUAUAGCAAUGCCGUUUAUUAAUCUAAUCAUGCUAUAAGCAAUCACACUAAUUUCUAGGAUAAUCCCUAUUCAAAUUCAACGAUUCAUAACUAGAAUCAAAUACAUAUCAGAAGUUAAUUUGAUAGAUAUCGAAAUGAUGAAAGGUAGGUUUCAGUAGCUAUAGAAUUCCAAACUCAGCCUGAUGCCUAGUAAAGCUCAGCAUUACAAAGAAAUCAAGUUAAUAAUAAUUAAGUCUCAGAUAUAUAAAAUUAAAGAAUGACUAAUGUAAAUAGAAUGAAUAGUUCUGAAAUGUCCUAGCUAAGAGAGGAUAAUAGUUCUGGAAUUAAUAUUCCACUUUCCUUUAGUCAAAUAUCUAAUAAUAGACAAAGAGGACUAGAAAGAUUAGAAGAGCUAAAAGAAGAAGACCGUGCAAACUCGCCAUAUGUCGACCCAAGAAUAUAAGAAAAGAGCAGGUCAGUUAUUAACUCAGUCAGAUAAAGUUACUAGUAAUUAGAUAGAAAUAAUGUUAGAGCUUCAUUGAAAAAUCAGCUGAAUGUGAAAUAAAUUGAAAUGGAGGACAGAUAGUAAUCACAUAAUACAAGUUAAAUAAAUAGUGCUAGGUUACUCCGAGAUGAUACAGUGUCGAAUAUCAAUACAUUAAGAGAGGCUUAGCCUCAUUUUAAUAACGAUAGCCGAAUAAACAUUGCUUAGAGCGUUCUUGAUAGUGACUAGGAUAUGAAUCUGAUUUAGGAGAACAUGAGUCGCUUAGGUCAAUAGAUAAGCAAAGCUAGAGUGAAUUAUAAUAACAGGGUAGCUCCAUAUUAGGAAGUGCAGAUUAAUGAAGUGAUACAGAACCACUCAAUUUUUAAUACAAGUCGAAUUGUUGGAUAGGAAAUGGUAGAUGAAUAAGAUAAUGAGGACUAAGCUUCGGCAUAGUUUAAUGAACAAUAUGUUGAGUAGUUUUAAAUAGAAGAGAGCUAGCGUUAAGACAUUCUAUAAAUUGAAAAUUCUGACGAGGAGGAAAAAAAUGACGUUAGAAUAUUUAGCUAAAUGAUGUCGCCCUAAAAUGUUGAAGUUGUGAGGACUGGCAAUUAAUUGACAACAGCAGCUUUAGAAAAUGAUCAUGAAACUUAGUUAUUAACCUAUAAUGGAAUGAAUACAAGUAUUGGAGGGACUUAGACUAUUAUUGGAAAUCAAACUUUGCAAUAAGAAGGGAAUUCAGUAUAAUUUGGAAAAUCACAGAGAUUUUAAUCUAAUUAACUUCUUAAAAAUAGCUCAAAACCUUCUGAAAAAUCUGAGAAAAAUGUCCAAUGA